Messenger RNA from Manihot esculenta (cassava), 3310 nucleotides. Its product is annotated as plasma membrane ATPase 1. Gene Ontology annotation, cellular component: plasma membrane. The coding region runs from base 206 to 3124 and encodes 972 amino acids. The record is from RefSeq and is a predicted model, not a curated record. Gene Ontology annotation, biological process: proton export across plasma membrane; regulation of intracellular pH. The transcript has 21 exons. Gene Ontology annotation, molecular function: ATP hydrolysis activity; P-type proton-exporting transporter activity; ATP binding. NCBI's taxonomy places the organism in Eukaryota, Viridiplantae, Streptophyta, Magnoliopsida, Malpighiales, Euphorbiaceae.
AACUUGUUCGACCAUCUAUGGUUGUUUCUGCUUCAUUUCAGCCUAUAUAUACGUGUCCAUUUCAUUUUAUCUAUGCACUCUCCUACAGCAUUGCAAAAGUCUCUUUCACUUUGGCUUUUGCUUCAUGCAAAAAGCUGCAUUCUUCUGUAUUUCUGAAGAUUUUCCCACCUUCAAUUGAGGUGGGAGUUGAAGAAGGAACACUGAAAUGGAUAAGACUGCAAUUGCCCUUGAAGCUAUUAGCAAGGAAACUAUUGAUUUGGAAAGUAUUCCAGUGGAAGAAGUGUUUGAAAAGUUGAAAUGUACGAGAAAGGGUCUUACUUCUGAUGAUGUUCAACAGAGGUUAGGAGUAUUCGGCUCCAACAAGCUUGAGGAGAAAAAGGAAAGUAAAGUACUCAAGUUUUUGGGGUUUAUGUGGAAUCCACUAUCAUGGGUUAUGGAAGCUGCAGCAAUUAUGGCAAUCUCUCUUGCCCAUGGAGGAGGAGAAGGAAUAGAUUAUCAUGAUUUUGUUGGAAUCAUGGCACUACUUAUUAUCAAUUCAACCAUAAGCUUUAUAGAGGAAAAUAAUGCUGGAAAUGCAGCGGCAGCUCUUAUGGCUCGGUUGGCACCAAAAGCAAAGGUUUUGCGCAAUGGAAGUUGGGGAGAGGAAGAUGCUGCUGUAUUGGUGCCUGGAGACAUUGUCAGUAUCAAACUAGGAGACAUUAUUCCUGCUGAUGCUCGUUUACUUGAAGGGGAUCCUUUGAAAAUUGAUCAGUCUGCUCUUACAGGAGAGUCACUUCCAGUAACUAAGAAUCCUGGUGAUGGAGUUUACUCUGGCUCAACAUGUAAGCAAGGUGAAAUUGAAGCAGUAGUGAUUGCUACUGGUGUGCACACCUUUUUUGGAAAAGCAGCUCAUCUUGUGGAAUCCACUACACAUAUUGGGCAUUUUCAAAAGGUUUUAACUGCAAUUGGAAACUUCUGCAUUUGCUCUAUUGCCAUUGGAAUGUUGAUUGAGAUCAUUGUAAUAUAUGGGAUUCAAAAAAGGGAAUAUCGUGUUGGUAUAGACAACCUUCUUGUUUUACUUAUCGGUGGUAUCCCCAUUGCUAUGCCAACAGUACUUUCUGUUACCAUGGCCAUAGGUUCUCAUCGCUUGUCUCAGCAGGGUGCCAUAACAAAGAGAAUGACAGCUAUUGAGGAAAUGGCUGGGAUGGAUGUUCUCUGCAGUGACAAAACAGGCACUUUAACUCUUAACAAACUUACAGUCGAUAAGUCUAUGAUAGAGGUUUUUGCAAAGGGUGUUGACAAGGACAUGGUUGUCUUGAUGGCUGCCAGAGCUUCGAGGUUGGAAAAUCAAGAUGCUAUUGAUGGGGCUAUUGUUGCUAUGCUGGCAGAUCCUAAAGAGGCUCGAGCUGGAAUUACUGAAGUACACUUUCUUCCAUUCAAUCCAACUGAUAAGAGGACAGCACUAACAUAUUUAGACAGUGCAGGCAAGAUGCAUAGAGUGAGCAAAGGGGCACCAGAGCAGAUUCUAAGUUUGGCAAGGAAUAAAUCAGACAUUGAAAAAAAGGUACUAGGAAUAAUUGAUAAAUUUGCUGAGCGUGGACUUCGAUCCCUUGCAGUUGCUCGACAGGAGGUACCAACUGGUACCAAGGACAGUUCUGGUGGACCUUGGGAAUUUGUUGGUCUUCUCCCACUUUUCGAUCCACCUCGCCAUGACAGUGCUGAAACAAUCAAAAGAGCUCUAGAUCUUGGUGUUGGUGUCAAAAUGAUCACGGGUGAUCAACUGGCAAUUGCAAAAGAGACAGGGAGACGACUUGGGAUGGGCACAAAUAUGUAUCCGUCAUCAACUUUGCUAGGGGACAACAAGGAUGGAACUAUUGGAGUUCUGCCAAUCGAUGAGCUCAUUGAAAAUGCUGAUGGUUUUGCUGGUGUUUUCCCUGAGCAUAAGUUUGAAAUUGUGAAGCGACUUCAAGCUAAAAAACAUAUAGUUGGAAUGACUGGUGAUGGAGUAAAUGAUGCACCUGCAUUAAAGAUAGCAGACAUAGGAAUUGCGGUGGCAGAUUCAACAGAUGCUGCCCGUGGCGCUUCUGAUAUAGUUCUGACAGAACCCGGGCUAAGUGUAAUCAUUAGUGCUGUUUUGACUAGUCGAGCAAUCUUUCAAAGAAUGAAGAAUUACACAAUAUAUGCUGUGUCUAUCACCAUUCGUAUCGUAUUGGGGUUUAUGUUGCUCACUUGUUUUUGGAAGUUCAAUUUCCCUCCCUUUAUGGUUCUUAUUAUUGCCAUUCUAAAUGAUGGCACUAUCAUGACGAUAUCCAAAGACAGAGUUAAGCCAUCCCCCAUACCAGAUAGUUGGAAGCUUAGUGAAAUUUUUGCAACUGGGGUUGUAAUAGGCGGAUACCUUGCCAUAAUGACUGUGGUGUUCUUCUGGGGAGCAUAUGAAACUGAUUUCUUUUCAGUAAAAACCCUAUUACUUCAUCAAAAACACUUUGAUGUGCAUAGCCUCCAAAAGAAUGAUUACAAUGUCUCGGAUGAACACAUCUCCAAGGAACUGAAUGCACAGCUAGCAUCAGCUAUGUACCUUCAAGUUAGCACCAUCAGCCAAGCUCUAAUAUUUGUGACUCGCUCCAGGAGCUGGUCAUUCACAGAGAGGCCUGGUGCUCUUCUCAUUAUCGCUUUCUUUAUUGCUCAAUUGGUUGCAACUGUAAUAUCUGCUGAAGCAACAUGGGGUUUUGCUGGUGUAAGAAAGAUUGGCUGGAAAUGGACUGGUGUCAUCUGGUUGUACAACAUUGUAACAUACAUGCUGCUUGAUCCUAUCAAGUUUGCUGUUAGAUAUGCACUGAGCGGCAGAGCCUGGAGCCUAGUCUACAACCAAAGAACAACAAUGACAACUCAAAAAGACUUUGGUAAGGAAGCUCGGGAAGCUGCAUGGGCAACCGAGCAGCGGACACUUCAUGGCCUCCAAUCUAAGGAAUCAAAAGUGUUAUCAGAAAAGCAUACUUUUAGAGACAUCAGCAUUGUGGCUGAAGAAGCAAGGAGACGUGCAGAGAUUGCAAGAUUAAGGGAGCUUCACACGUUGAAAGGCAAAGUGGAGUCCUUUGCAAAGUUGAAGGGUUUGGACAUUGAUGUGAACCCCCAUUACACAGUCUGAGUGGUUCCCCAAAAUUACUUAACCAAUAGAGGGUAGCCAAGCAGAUGAGAUGAUUCUCGGUCUAAAGCUUUUCCUUUCAUUUGUUUCUUUUCCUUUUCUUCCCUUUUCAUUUUCACAAUUAUAAUGCGAUGAACGUUGAAGUCUCCAAAAUGAACCAUCAAUAAAAGCUUUUUACUUUCACUUUGA